Molecule: messenger RNA, 2630 nt
Organism: Trifolium pratense (red clover)
Lineage: Eukaryota; Viridiplantae; Streptophyta; Magnoliopsida; Fabales; Fabaceae
Exons: 3
Coding region: 1-1503 (500 amino acids)
Source: RefSeq, a predicted model, not a curated record
AUGAACAGUGCGUAUGAACAGUACCACGGUGAACAGUGCCGCACACAAAAUCAGUUGUCGUGUCAAAUAUGGAAAAUCGAUAUUACUGAGGUCAUAAGCUUCCAGAAGCUAACAAAUAUAUAUGUUUCAUGUUGCGACAAUUUGAAGAGUUUGUUCUCCCAUUCUAUGACCAGAGGCCUUGUUCAACUUCAAAACCUAGUAGUUUCCCAAUGUAAAACUAUGGAGGCGAUAAUAAACAAGGAAGAUGAAUAUAUAGAAGGAGGCAACAAAGUCAAGACUUUAUUUCCCAAAUUGCAGGGGUUUACAUUUGAAUUUCUUCCUAACUUGGAAUGUGUUUGUUCAGGAAAUUAUGACUAUGAUCUCCCAUUGGGCACCAUUGGAGAGGACAAUGAAAUCGAUAAUAAUAAGAUUCAGAUUUCAUUUCCAGAACUAAAGAAGUUGAUGUUUUUUGAUGUGCCAAAGCUCAAGUGUUUUUGUUCUAGAGCAUAUGACUACGACAUCAUGGUCUCGUCAACUGAAGAAUGUCUAAAUAUGGGAACCUUUCCCCAUGGAAAUGUUAUUGUAAACACACCCAACCUUCACAAAGUAGGCUGGAAUGGGGAUGAUGUACACACAUUUGGAGAUCUUAAUUUGACAAUAUAUUAUCUUCAAAAUUCAGAGAAAUUCAUGGUACACACACGAGGUCUCCCAACUCGAUCAUUAUUAUAUGAAACUACUCAAUUUAUUUUACAUCACAUGCUUGUAUGUUGUGUGCAGAUGGUGUUGGGAAAAUUAGAGACAUUUAGAGAUAUCAAUGAAGAGCUUGUUAACUACAUCAAAAGAGUAAAACGGCUAGUCAUUAAAAACAAUCACAAGCUAUUGAAUUUCAUCCCAUCAGACAUGAUGCACAUAUUCUCGCAUCUGGAGGAUCUCUUUAUGGAAAAUUGUGAGUGCUUAGAAGAGAUAUUUGAAUCAAAUCAUGGCAGUAUGCUGCACCAAUCACAGCAUAUAUGCUUAUCUUCCCUUCCAAAAUUGAAGCACAUUUGGAAAUAUCAUGGUCACAGUUCAGCCUUUCAGAAAUUGGCUUUCAUAACCAUCAAGCAGUGCCAUGAUUUGAAAAAUGUGUUUCCGAAUGUUUCCAUAGCCACAAGCCUUCCAGAUUUGUCGGCGAUUGAAGUGUAUGAAUGCGAGAAGAUGGAGGAGAUAAUUGUGAAUAAUUUUAAUCCUAUUAAUUGUGAACAAGCACAACCACAGAAGGCUAAGAUCAUAUUCCCAUCAUUGUGGACAAUUGAUCUACAGAAGCUUCCCAACCUCAAAUGUUUUUGUCGAAGCACUUUCUCUUCCUAUGUUGAGCUGCCACGGUUGGAAUAUAUGAAGAUUGAAGAAUGCCUAGAGAUGAAGACCUUUUGGUACGAUGGAAUAUUAUACACACCAAGUAAUCCUACAAUUUCAAUGGACAAUACCAGAUUUAACAAUGUUGCAGAUGUGAAUGAGAUCAUACAACAAUACAAUAAAUUGCAAUGAAGGCAAGUGUUGGUGGUAAGUUUGAAUUUCAGCGUUUCUAUCUCUUCACUAACUGCAUAUUCUUUGUUCAGUCUUUUCUUUUCACAAUUUUGCAUUCCAUGAUUUCCUAAUUAUAAGGAACUAAGAAGGUGAAAUUGGUUAUUUCCAUGUAUUCUUGGAAACCCUGCACACUCGCACAUUAAAAAAAAUUAUGCAGGUAACUUCUUUUAGUUUCAACGGAUGGAAAAAUUUAUCAAUCUUCAAAAAAGGUUUGCUAGAUGAACCCUUCACUAAUAAUUGAUAUUUUCAAACCAGUGCCAAAGGUAAUUAUCACUACGUAGAAUAUAUGUUUAAUGAGUUAAAACACAUUACCGAUUUUACAGUAGCAUUAUGAUGAUUUUUACAAUUUUGAGGUCCAAACUCAACACUGUCUUUUGAGGUGACACUAUCUAUUUAGUAGAAAUUAACUAGAGUAAAAUUAGCCUUCUCUGGUAGGUUUUCAAUUCAUGUAGUCUCCCCAGACUGUUGUGGCAAGUGCGAGGUGAGUUAAGUCCUACAUUGCUUAGAAAAGUGGAGGUUGAACACUUUAUAAGUGAGAGGACCCAUAAACCUAACACCUUAAGGUUUUAGGUUAAAGUGUAGUGUCCAACUCACUUGUAUAAUUGUUCUUCAACCCAAUGUGGAAGGAAGUAGUUUUUUAUUGUUAGAUAUAACUGUCGGAAAAAACAAUAUAGAAAAAUUAAGGAACACCAUCACAAAUCACAACAUAAGAAUAUAACAUUGAAAAUUCCCAAAUCGAAGAAAACCCAUGAUCGUUGUCUAAUGACAAUUGACAACAAGAGAAUAACAUUAUGUGAAAUUUUUUGCCUAUCCCAAGAAAAUGUUCUUUCUCUUUUGAUACUUUUGGAUUGUGAUGAAAAGAAAUAAUAACUCAAAUAUAUAAACAGACUCCAAUUUCAAUUAUUUCUCAGGUUGUUCUUAGAUAAGGGAUGGUGUCAUUUUUAUUUGCAAGGGAACAUGGUCUGCAUCCUGAUAUUUUAAGCAUGUGAUUGUUAAUUCAAAUCCAGAUGCUAUGUUUAAGAUGGUUACAAAAAUGAAAGUAAAAAAUCUCUUUAUUUAGCUGGAGUAACUAUUGUGCAAUAUUCAAG